This is a messenger RNA of Labrus mixtus (cuckoo wrasse), 1288 nucleotides long. RefSeq names its product ubiquitously-expressed, prefoldin-like chaperone (gene uxt). The transcript is spliced from 6 exons. Gene Ontology annotation, molecular function: transcription corepressor activity. The record is from RefSeq and is a predicted model, not a curated record. Bases 172 to 648 code for a protein of 158 amino acids. Gene Ontology annotation, biological process: negative regulation of transcription by RNA polymerase II. NCBI's taxonomy places the organism in Eukaryota, Metazoa, Chordata, Actinopteri, Labriformes, Labridae.
UUUACAUGAGGCUGAUGCAUGCUAACCUCCGUGAUGAUAUCCACGGAUGUAUAACGACUGUUUGUGAAUCUAUAAUGACUCAAACACGUUAAACUUCACCUCAGUGGGACACUCGGCGGCGGUUAAUCUCUCUAAAGGCGGGAAGUUCUGAUUUUAAAGAACGAGGUGACGAUGUCUCUGCCUGUUCAUGCUAAUACUAACGUGGACCGGAAGGUGUUGCAGUAUGAAAACUUCAUUAACGAAGUUCUGAAGAGAGAUUUACAAAAGGUGUUGGAGCAGAGAGACUCAGUAUAUGAGAAGAUCUCUCAGUACCUGCAGCUGAAGAACACCAUCCAGACUCUGCAGGAGUCGGGUUCUCAGCAGCUGAAGACAGAAGUGGAUCUGGGCUGUAACUUCUACGUCCAGGCUGAAGUGGAGGACUCGUCGAGGAUCUUCGUGGCGGUCGGUUACGGUUUCUUCGUGGAGAUGACUCACGACGAGGCUCUCAAAUUCAUCGACAAGAAGACGAGUCAGCUCACAGCCUUCACGGAGCAGCUCACCAAAGAUUCAGCGAAGAUUAAAGCCAACAUCCGCAUGGUGCUGGAGGGUCUGAGGGAGUUGCAGGGUCUGACCGACCUGCCGGAGAGCAGAAGAAGAGACGUGUUCUAGACUCUCCCACGUGUUGGACGAUCAGAGCAUCUUUAAAAUCACAGAGGUUCAACAUGGACGUUUAUCUAAACAUGGCUGCUGAUGUUUGAAGUGACAGACGGCUGAUCCAUUCAGACUGAAGAAGAACAUCACUGAGGGAGGAGGAGGAGGGAGAGUUUGCUGUCCUGUGCUGCUGAUUAAACUCUUCAUUCAGGACUUUGUCUAACUGGACAAACAGGGCACAGACUAAACCUCUCCAGGUUGAGCUGGAGGACAAACAGGAUGCUGAAUGAGUUGAAGGAGAGAUGCAGAUGUUUCCCAUCGGCUUCAUCUGUGUGUGUCCAGGAUGUGAUCCCUGGAAGCAGAAGGGACACUGCUCGCCUAACCGAGCAGCAAGAAGAAGAAGAAAGUGUGUUUGAUUCACAUGUUUUUUAUUUUAUUUUGAAGGAGAAAAUGUCCCCAAGUGUCUGACUCUAACUUUGCUGACAGGAAGUGUCCGUACUCUUUCUCAUGGCCACACAGACGGUGACCGAUGCUUCCUCUUAAAGUGUGAAAUCUGCAGCUGAGCUCUUUUUUUCCCAUGAAUUCAAAUCAUUUGUAAUCUGUGGAUGUUUUGUAAAUCUUUGAAUAUAUUCAUUAAAAACAAACAUUUACUGAAAAA